Molecule: messenger RNA, 1952 nt
Organism: Tilletiopsis washingtonensis
Lineage: Eukaryota; Fungi; Basidiomycota; Exobasidiomycetes; Entylomatales
Product: MFS general substrate transporter
Exons: 9
Coding region: 87-1907 (606 amino acids)
Biological process (GO): transmembrane transport; basic amino acid transport
Cellular component (GO): fungal-type vacuole membrane
Molecular function (GO): basic amino acid transmembrane transporter activity
Source: RefSeq, a predicted model, not a curated record
CGCCCCUUCCGAUAUCGAGCUUCUCGGACGCUCCUUCUUCCCUUCCCUUACCCUCACACCGGCCCUCUUCCUCCCUCCGCCAAACAAUGUCGGAGCGCACGCCCCUCCUCGCCAACCAGGCCAACGCCGCCUCGCGGCCCGGCGGCCUCGGCACCUUCUCCUCGCAGCCCGCACAGCAGAUGACCGACGAGGAGAUUCUCGCGCAGGAGAGCGCCUUUAGCGCCAUUCGCGAUGCCUCGCACGGCGUCGACCCCAACUCGUCGGCCUUUGCGCCCCCACCGGAUCAGAGCCACUUUAGCAUCAACCCCUCGGGCCUGCGCGUGCCCGACGCCAUUGCAGAGGAGCAGGAGACGCGUCGCCCCGAUCUGCUCAUUAUCAUGGGCGCCAUGUGGAUUGGCACAUUCGUCGCAGCCCUCGACGGCACCGUCGUCGCCACCAUUCUCUCAAAGGUCGGCAGCGAGUUCCACGUCAGCAAGGAGGUUGGGUGGCUGGGUACCUCCUACCUGCUCACGCAGACGGCCUUCCAGCCGCUGUACGGGCGUCUAUCGGACAUUUUCGGGCGCAAGCCAGCUACGCUCUUUGCCUCCGCCGUGUUUGCGCUGGGCACGCUUUUGUGCGGCCUGUCGCAGACGUUUGGGCAGCUGUGCGUGGCGCGUGCCAUUGCGGGCAUUGGCGGCGGCGGCCUUACGAGCAUGAGCACCAUCGUCACCUCCGACCUCGUCUCCAUCAAGGCACGCGGCACAUGGCAAGGACUCGGCAACCUCGUCUUUGCCACUGGUGCCGCCGUCGGCGGUCCCCUCGGCGGCGCACUCGCCGAUGGCGGCCUUGGCUGGCGCACUGCCUUUCUCAUGCAGGUGCCCCUCUGCUUCAUCCACUUUGCCGUCGUGUCGUGGAAGAUUGACAUUCCGGCGGGCCCCGGAAGCAUGAAGGAAAAGUUCAAGCGCAUCGACGUCUUUGGCGCGCUGACGCUCGUGUCGAGCAUCACGCUGCUCCUGGCAGGCCUCAGCAUGGGCGGCAACGAGCGCGAGUGGAGCGACAGGCUCGUCGUCGGCAGCCUGGUGGGCGGCAUGGUGAUCCUCGUCCUCUUUGUCCUCGUGGAAAAGUACGUGGCACGCGAGCCCAUCAUGCCCCUCAAGGUCCUCUUUUCGCGCACGCCCGCCGCCGUGGCGCUCGCGUGCUGGUUCAUCAGCAUGAGCCAGUUUGGCAUUAUCUUCAACGUGCCGAUGUACUUCACCAGCGUCGAGGGCACCUCCUCGUCGUACGCCGGCCUGCAUCUCAUUCCCAACGCCAUAGUCGCCUCGUCGUGCUCGCUGGGCGCGGGCCUGAUGAUGGCGCGCACGGGGCGCUACAAGCGCAUGAUGCUCCUCGGCGGCGCCUGUGCCUUCAUUGGCCCGCUGAGCAUGUGCUUCUGGCAGCGCGGCGUCACGCCCGAGUGGCUCUACUGGAUCACGAUGCCGUUUGGCGGUGCGGCAUUUGGCAGCACCUUGACGAUUACCCUCGUCGCCCUCAUCGCCUCGAUCGAGCCGAGCAUGAUGGCCGCCGCGACGGGCGUCACGUACCUCUUCCGCGCCACGGGCUCCGUGCUCGGCAUCAGCCUGUCCAACGCGCUCCUGCAGGGCAAGCUGCAGGCCAACCUUGCCGCCUCCGGUCUCUCCGCCCACACCAUCCGCGCCAUCCGCUCCGACGUCUCGACGAUCUGGAAGCUGCCCGUCAAGCAGCGUGGCCUGGCCGUCGAGGCCAUGCAGCUCUCGUUCCGCUGGGUCUUCAUCGGCAUUGCCGCGACCGGCCUGCUCGCCUUCCUCUGCCUCUGCUUCGUCCCCGAACACCCGCUGCCCGGCUCGCCCUCCAAGACGCCGGCCGCGGCGGCGCCGCGCGCAGAGACAAUCGCAGAGGAGGAUGAGGAGUAAGAAAGGCUCUCCCGGGCGGGCGCUGCCUCAUCUGAAUCCCCCCCC